UUUAUUUCAGGGAUGAUCUUGCUUGUUUGUUUGUUAUUGUCAAACAAGACAAAAGUUUCUAUUAUUUAGGGUUGGGAAAGAAAUUCAUUGAUUUUCCCCAAUUGUACAUGGAAUAAAGAAAUCGUAUGCAAUUAAUGAUCAUAAAAAAAAGGUUUCCAUAAUUUGAUGUCGUAAUCCCCAUUAUUAGGAUUCUCUCCGAAGAUAAGGCCCACCACCAUUUCACCCAAAAAUCACUCAGUCGGCAAAUCCAAUGUGUUAACAAAUGGCCGGCCCAAAGUCUUGGCCCAAUAAAACGCUAAACCCCACUUCAAAAGCUAAAAAGUACCCGUGCACUCACUGUCUCGGUCCUCUCUCCAAAAAGACACGGCGUUAACCCUGUGUCUCUGAAAUGGAGUCGUCGUUGCCAGACGACCUCGCCGACGAUAUGCAGAGCCUGAGCUUUACCUCCACUGCGACCACUGCGACCACAAUCCACCGUAGCACGAGUUCCGGUUCCUCAUCAACCACUCUCACGCCGGCCACGUCCACUCACGGCUCCUUCUCAUCCAAGGUCCGAUCCAACAUCUCCCUCGCCGACCUCCGCUUCUCCCUUAGGCUUGGUGCCGGCGACAUUGGCUCCGUCUAUCUCGCAGAGCAUAAGAAUCCCGCUGAUGCCGGUAACUGCGCUCUCUUCGCCGCCAAGGUCAUGGACAAGAAGGAGCUGAUCUCGAGAAGUAAGGAAGGCAGGGCCAGGACGGAGAGGGAAAUACUCGAAUUGUUGGACCAUCCUUUCUUGCCUACACUCUAUGCAAGUAUAGACUCGCCCCGUUGGCUCUGCCUAUUGACGGAGUUUUGUCCCGGCGGUGACCUCCAUGUCAUCCGCCAACGCCAGCCCAAUAAACGGUUCGACGAAACCGCCGUCAGGUUCUAUGCUUCAGAAGUGGUAGUCGCUUUAGAGUAUCUUCACAUGAUGGGAAUUGUAUACCGCGAUUUAAAGCCUGAAAAUGUGCUCGUUAGAUCAGAUGGCCACAUCAUGCUCACAGAUUUUGACCUUUCAUUAAAAUGUGAUGAUUCUACAUCAACGCCGCAGAUUGUUUCUGAUCCAAACACCCCUGUUUUAGCCCCACAAACCGAGUACCAGGUAGAGCAUCGUCCAUUCACCUCAUCUUCUUGCAUCAUUCCCAGCUGUAUAGUCCCUGCCGUUUCAUGUUUCAACCCAAAACGCAAACGCAAAAAGAAGAUAGGCAGUCGUGCUGGGCCCGAGUUUGUGGCUGAGCCGAUUGAUGUCAGGUCCAUGUCAUUUGUAGGUACCCACGAGUACUUGGCACCGGAGAUUGUGUCCGGUGAAGGCCAUGGGAGUCCAGUGGAUUGGUGGACACUCGGGAUAUUUAUGUUUGAACUAUUUUAUGGGGUGACACCCUUCAAAGGUGUGGACCAUGAACUAACCCUAGCUAAUAUAGUUGCUCGAGCCCUCGAGUUCCCCAAGGAACCUGUCUUCCCAAAUACGGCCAAGGAUCUGAUCUCUCAACUAUUAGCCAAGGACCCAUGUAGACGAAUGGGGUCCACAAUGGGUGCAUCAGCAAUCAAGCACCAUUCUUUUUUCCAAGGGGUCAAUUGGGCAUUGUUGAGAUGUACACCUCCACCGUAUAUUCCCCCGCCGUUUAGUAGAGAAGUUGUAUCAGAUGAAAGUUGUCCUGAAACUCCAGUGGAUUAUUUCUAGUAAGUUGAAAUGAAAUGCUAAUAAGUAAUAAGAAUGCGAAGGCUUUGUCAUUGUUUCUAGCUCAUUGUUACUUUCCGGUUGGCCGAGAUGAGUGGAUCUCAAAGAACAAAUUGUUAAAGAAUCCAGGAUUUUAUUGUCCAUUGUCAGUGCUGAUGUUGGGAACAUCGGAUACUGACAAGAUGAAAAUUAAGCGACGAAAUUGGCCUGAAGCCAAAGCCAAAAGGAGCCGCGUGAUAGGCUGGCCAGCGAUGGCAAAAGGGACCGAAGCAUGGGGCAGGCCUUGAAGGAAUUGCUGCUUGCUCAUGGGGGUUUGUUUUUUCUGGUUUUACUUGUGAAGAGCCCGUCAUGUCCUCGCAUGUGAAUUGUUUGGUGCAAAGGAAAGAUGUAGGGGCAGGUGUAGGCCCCAGAUAAUGACUAAGCCUUUUUAGACGUUUA
This is a messenger RNA of Tripterygium wilfordii, 2134 nucleotides long. RefSeq names its product serine/threonine-protein kinase D6PKL1-like. Bases 389 to 1699 code for a protein of 436 amino acids. Gene Ontology annotation, cellular component: cytoplasm; nucleus; plasma membrane. The transcript has 2 exons. Gene Ontology annotation, molecular function: ATP binding; protein serine/threonine kinase activity. Gene Ontology annotation, biological process: protein phosphorylation. Lineage: Eukaryota; Viridiplantae; Streptophyta; Magnoliopsida; Celastrales; Celastraceae. The record is from RefSeq and is a predicted model, not a curated record.